AUCGGUUGCCACCCCGCCAGAGCUAGUCCCAACCUUUACAACCUUAAAAAUGCCCACCACUUUUCUUUUCAAUCAAACCCAACUUCAAGUAAUUAAAGCUAUGCAAGAUAGAAUUGAUUGUGUUGUAGAGAAGAUCGAGCUCCCCCCUGAUAGUGAACCUACUCCCGCUAUAGUCCAAGGCAACUGGUCCGGUGACUGGAUCAAUUGGAAUCAUUGUUAUCAACUACAACAAAAGCUUUAUGCCGAUGCUCACGACCACCGGAUCCCCCAAUGGGCUGUUCCAAACGUAAACACUACCUGGAACGCUAGAAGAAACCGACUUGGAAGAGGGCCCCUUCAGUUUGUAGACCAAGAGAGCAACAACACAAUCGGCAUUACCUUAGCUUCUGGCGUUGGAGCCAAUAAUUCCUAGGUCUCUGCUAUCUCACUAAGAUACUUCUGAUUUCCUGGAAACAUACAACUCUCAUACUUCUUCCCCAGUUCUAUUACCUUCAGUAAAGAAUAUGCUUUAACCUUGUGUUACCCAACCAAAUUCCACCAAUGAAGCGAUUUUUUUCUGAAAAUCUUGUGAUUGUGUUGCUUCAUUCCCCUUCCUCCCAAGACCCAAAGUAAACAUACCAUCCAACAGACAGCAUGUUGUUUGAUGAUGCUACUUUAGUUAAGAUGCCCACCGCAUUAUGGUGUUCUCUUAAAUCUCAUCA
Messenger RNA from Puccinia graminis f. sp. tritici CRL 75-36-700-3, 701 nucleotides. RefSeq lists its product as uncharacterized. The record is from RefSeq and is a predicted model, not a curated record. Bases 50 to 412 code for a protein of 120 amino acids. Lineage: Eukaryota; Fungi; Basidiomycota; Pucciniomycetes; Pucciniales; Pucciniaceae. The transcript is spliced from 3 exons.